AUGGCGGCAAAGAUUGUGGCAACUCGAAACACUAUUUGCGAAAUUCUUAACAAGUUUCAGAGAGAUGAUGUUAUGAUGGAAGAAUUGAGAGCAAUCAUUGUUUAUUUUUCACGUUUGAACUAUACUUGCCGCCAUAUUAUGGAAUAUGAGAUAACACCUAAUCUAGUAUUCCAUUCUAAAAACGAUAGUAAUGGAAGUUAUGCACAAACACCAGGAACGCGACAAGAUCAUUGUCUAGUAACUUACAAUAAUACAGUUUACCUAUUUGGCGGUUUUAUAAACUCAACGUCACAAUCGUCUGAUCCUAAUUUCUUCUUCUCAGCCGCUCUUCCAUUCACUACUGACACGAUACCGUGGACUCGGCUUGAUACAAAAAAUGCAACGAGUGUAGCUGAUCCUGCGUGUAUAGUUGAACCAGAUUUAGGUUAUUUACUGAUAAUAGGCGGAUAUAGUGAUUUCUUGAGAAAUCCUGGGAUUCAAGUGUACAACUUUAGAAAACAGUUGUGGAAUGAACCGAAUCUGAUUCAAGGGAUUCCACAAGAAUUUAUUACACCAACUUAUAUAAGUUAUAGACCACGUGCAACUCUUAUACAGCCUGGGGUUGUUUUUAUUUGGGCUGCUUCUUACAAUGGGGAUGAUACAAAUUCAUUUGUCUAUAAUCUCACUUUGACGAUGAAUGGGCCAUGGCAAUGGACACCGAUUCAAACAAAUAAUACAAACUUAAACGUGACUAAUUCACCUGGGAUCGCAAGUUCAAAAGGAAACGCAUUUAUAUUUGGUGGUCUAACAAAAGAACUAACUGGAUUUGAAUCUCAUAAAGAAAUGUAUAUUUACAACCCGAACUAUGGCUUCGUUCGUCCAAACAUCAAUGUUUCCAGUCAAGUGACAGAAUACAAGCCAAUUGUGGUGAUAGAAUUUGAUUUGGAAACUUUUCAAAUGAGUAAUGUCGAAGUGUCGAGUAACUUCAUAAUUAAUAGACGAAGAGCAGCAGCUACUCUCAUUUUUGGAUCGGAUGUUGUUUUGAUUCAUGGUGGUAUUGCCGGUCCACUGGGAUAUAAUACUACAGAUAGUAUGAUAGCGUAUAACAUGACAUCCAGAAAUUGGACAACAGAAAUCGCUAUAAUAGGACCGACACUUAAAGAUGAUAACCUUAAUCUGCCAACAAUAAACGGAUUCGAUUUGAACUAUAAUCCUCCUUCGUACACUGAAUCUCUUUCAGUAGGUGCAUUAAUAGGCAUCAUUUUUGCCUCAGUCACAGCAAUUGCGAUUGUAUCGGUGGCGUUGACACGAAUGUGGCUGGUGAAAAAACGUCAACGGCAUUUGGCAGAAUUGGCAGACAUCGUUAAUAAUAAUGAUUUAGCGAUGCGUGAGUGGGCUAAAAGUCGACCGGUUUUUACUGUUAUAAAUGGUCAAAAAUGGACAAAAUUGUAA
Molecule: messenger RNA, 1431 nt
Organism: Ambispora gerdemannii
Lineage: Eukaryota; Fungi; Glomeromycota; Glomeromycetes; Archaeosporales; Ambisporaceae
Source: the annotation of a GenBank genome assembly